This is a messenger RNA of Penaeus indicus, 1608 nucleotides long. RefSeq names its product carbohydrate sulfotransferase 12-like. The transcript has 11 exons. Gene Ontology annotation, cellular component: membrane. NCBI's taxonomy places the organism in Eukaryota, Metazoa, Arthropoda, Malacostraca, Decapoda, Penaeidae. Gene Ontology annotation, biological process: carbohydrate biosynthetic process. Gene Ontology annotation, molecular function: sulfotransferase activity. The record is from RefSeq and is a predicted model, not a curated record. Bases 679 to 1458 code for a protein of 259 amino acids.
UACAGAAUGCUAAGGAUUUCGUGCCUCGGGCUUCAUGGUGUCCUUGGAAGAUACUCCACACACGCUUAAGUGGCGGUCUGAACACAAUGCUUCGUUGACACUCAGAGGCCCGGGACUGCCGUGGGUCGGGGAAAAACUGAACGCGUCCUCUGCCACCUGGCACGAAAUCGUCACAACAGGACCAAGGCACUGCGUCUUUGCCCCAUCACUCGGAGCCGACAAGAGCUGUGGUCCUGAGCAAUACCUCGAAGUGAAGACAGUCCAGCUUCUUGGGAGUUGAACUGUGACAAUUCCUCGUGUGGCUGUUACACACAGCGACUGAUCUCGCUGCGCUUGCCCCUGGGAGAAAGCAACAGCCUGUCCUGGUGGCCUGGCACAGCCACGGGCCUGCGAAUAGUUGCACCUGGACUCUGCAAGGUGCUUCAGCUGGAUGAAUCAGCCAGACGCCGUUGGCAUGAUCUUACUAUCCAGCCUGAAUAUAAUGGCACUUCAUGCAGUUUUGCCAGCACCAGUCUUGGAAAGUCCCUCGCCUGUAACCUUAAGGUUACAUCUUUAUCAACCAUAUAUAUUCAGGGUUCCAAUGCCAACGGCUGGACGCCAAGCUACUGGUCCUUCGGAUGCACGGACGUUCCACAGGUGUGCUUGGAAACGACGAAGGAUCACACUUCACCCACCAUAAUGACAUCAACGACGAAACGGAUGAACAUCACAGAAAGUACAAUGGUAGGCUCAGGAAACUGGCGUUCUCACGCGCAGAUAGUCAAUGAAAUCCGUGGCCAUCCCAUGUUUGACGGCAGACGCCGUUUACUGUUCAGGAAACCUUGGCAGCAGAUUAAUGACUACACUAAAUCUUUAUCCAGAUGGAUUACUGUCAGGCAUCCGUUAACCCGUUUGGUGUCGUGUUACCAGGACAAGUUUCUAAAUGGUUCGGAUUUCCCUGAAAGGAAAAGAAACGUCCUGCAAGAGUUCCUGUGGCCAGCACUCCUAAGCAAUGAUUUAGUUUUCAAGGAUCAAGAGUCAGACAUUUGGCAAGAGUUUCUACACAAGAGGAAAAAGUCCGUCGAGAAACUCGAUCCCGAGGACGAGCGAGCGCGCUUGAGUGUGACCUUCACGGAGUUUCUGAAUCACGUUGUCAACACGUUCGAAGAUGGCCGUAUUGACAGGCACUGGAAAACGUACGGUCUGUUAUGCUCGCCUUGCUUCUUUGAUUAUGAGUACAUAGCGAGGACAGAAACACAAGACCAGGACUUGGAAUAUAUGUUUAGCAAGUUUGGUUUUCCGUCGGACCCAUACCAGGCUGCAAAGGUCAAAGAAGAUAUCAGAACAAAAAUGGAAAGGGAUUUCAGGUACUAUGCCUCCGUUCCGCUGGAAUUAAAGUUGAAAAUAUACAAUAUCUACAAAGCAGACAUGGAGAUGUUCGGAUACGAUCUACCAGAAGACUUUUGGAAGGCACAAUGAUCAGAUGAGUUUUGUAUUAUCCCUUGGAAGUAACAUUUCGCAGUCAGGAGAAAUAACGUGCAGAAUAUGUUAUAUGAUUAUCUUAUUAGUAAUAAUGAUGUUCAUAAUGAUAACUAAUACUAAUAGUGCAAAAAGUAAUAACAUAUAGCA